CUUAAUUCGAAUGUAGUUUGAUCCGUCUCGCGUUCGAGGAGAAUCGAUUGAGAAUUGAUUUUUCCAUUGUAGAAACGAAAUGAAAUAUCGUUGGAACGUUUGAAAUUGGAACGUUUCAACGAUGAUAUUUUUCUUCGAAUGAAAGUACGCGUCUGCAUCCGUGUGUCCAACCUUAGGAAGUUUUUAGAUUGUUCCGAGUCGGCCACCCUCUCUCGUUCCAUAAUUUACUACCUAAGAGUGGUAGAAAAGAAAAGAAGUAGAGAAAAAUAAAUUUCUUCAUUUCGAUGAUAUUUAUUGAAAAUGGAAGAACUGCAGUCGGAAGUACGAUACGAGUCGAAUUCGAUUAACGAUUCUCUCUCAGCCGCGAUCGAACGAUCGAUCGAGCUAGGAGUAAAAUCAGGCAAACUCGAAUGUGGAAAUUUUUGGCCUUCGUCUGUCAUGGCCGCGAGUCUCCGCGGUUACGUUUGGACAGGGUUUGAUAAUAACGAGAGCGAAGAGGAUUCGAGGGAGGAAGAUUUGAGAGGAAUUUUUCGGCGACGAGGAGGAGCAAGUAGAGGAAGACCAGCACGAAAUCCAUUGCUAAUCCUCCGGCCGUUGCUUUCGUCGUUACCAGGUCGACGACUCGGUUCAAGGCCACGAGCCGAUGGACAAUUACGUCAGGAUGACGCUCAGGAAGCUAUCGUUGCUCAGUCGAAUAUUACGAGACGUCGUUUUCGUACUGCCGCUGUUCUUGCACUGAAACAGUGCAAGAGAAAACAGGCCGCCAGAGUGAGGAAGUGCGUUUGUCUCCCCUCCAAUUACGCCCUGGUCGAGUUCCCAAUUGUCUGGUCGGAACUUAGAGCGAAUCGACAGCUUUGCGACGGUGCCAUCAGAUGUGCCAAGGACCAGUUUUUUCCUGUUCAUCGAGCCAUACUUUCCGCGGUUAGUCCUUACUUCAAAGCCCUCUUCACCAAUAGUCUCAAGGGUGGAAAGAGCGAGACUACCGAGGUAGUUAUCGACUCGGUACCCAGUGAAAUCUUCGCUCUGAUCCUCGAUUAUGCUUAUACCGGCACCUGCAACGUUAACGCGGACAACGUAGAGCAGCUCUUACCUUUGGCAGAUCAGUUCGAGGUCCUUGGUGUUGUCCAGCUCUGUUGUCAAUUUCUCUUGCAAGAACUCAAGCCGGACAAUUGUUUAGGAAUCUUUAAAUUUGCACGUCACUAUUUCUGCCGGGAUCUCGAAGAGAAAGGCCGAAGAUACAUUCGUCAUCACUUCAAACAAAUACUUUAUGAGAGUUCAGAGUUCAAGGAAUUGCAGUCGGAGGAAUUGGAGUCAAUAUUAGAGGAUGACGAACUCAAUGUGAAAAACGAGGAGAUAGUAUUCGAGGCCGUUAAAACCUGGGUUGAGUAUAAAGUAGAGGAAAGGAAGAUUCACGUGGCAAAGUUACUGGAAUGUAUCCGUUAUGGAUCAAUGAGUUACAAUUAUUUCGCUGAUAAUGUCCUCAAUUGGAAACUCAUUCGGGAAGACGAAACCUGUCAACGAACAUUGCAGUCAGCAAAAGCUUACCUAACCGAACAAGACAACAAACAGAACGGAGAAAUCGACAUGAAGAACCCAUUGUCGAGACCACGAGUACCCUACGAAAUCCUUUUUGCGAUUGGUGGGUGGAGUGCCGGUUCACCGACUAGUUUCGUCGAGACUUACGACACGAGAGCUGACAGAUGGUUUCUAUCAGUAAGCACGGAUCUGACGCCACGAGCUUAUCACGGGAUCUGCGCUCUCAACGAUCUCAUCUACAUGAUUGGAGGAUUUGAUGGGAACGAACACUUUAAUACCGUCCGAUGUUUCGAUCCAGUGACGAAGGAAUGGCGUGAACGAGCUUGCAUGUACCAUGCUAGGUGUUACGUUAGCGUUUGCACACACGGUGGCAAGAUAUACGCAUUAGGAGGGUACAAUGGAAGAACCAGAAUGAACUCGGCCGAACGAUACGAGCCACAGAAAAAUCAAUGGGAGAUGAUUCCGCCGAUGAAUCGACAACGCUCGGAUGCCAGCGCGGCUGCACUCCGCAAUAAGAUUUAUAUCGUCGGUGGUUUCAAUGGUCAGGAAAUCCUCGACUCCGCCGAGGUCUACGAUCUCGAAAGCAAUCAGUGGAGUUACAUUCGAUCCAUGAUCAGUCCUAGAUCCGGUGUCUCGUUGGUUGCUUUUCGAGAUAGUCUUUACGCUCUGGGCGGCUUCAACGGCUUCAUUAGGCUAAGUUCCGGAGAACGUUACAGUCCUAACAACUCCGAGGAUUGGCAGGAAGUCACCGAAAUGUUCAGUCCACGAAGUAACUUUGCUACCGUGAUCCUCGACGAUAUGAUCUUUGUCGUUGGAGGUUUCAAUGGUACGACCACUAUUGCCUACGUUGAGUGUUACGAUGCGGAUAGCAACGAGUGGUACGACGCGUCGCCGAUGAAUCUCAAUCGAAGUGCACUCAGUGCCUGCGUGAUAUCGGGUCUCUCAAACGCACGAGAGUAUUCCUACCUCAGCAAAGUGCGAGAUCUUGGUCAAGGACAAGCGACUUCGAAUGGUCGUGGAAAACCGGAUCAAGCUGGAGAAGGUCCUGCCGAGACGAACGUUGCUAUGAUCAUAGACGAAGCGGUCGGUAUGGAUGCUGCUGGACCUAUUGACGGUAUGGCCGAGGGUGCUGUUGCAAAUUUUCACGAGGAAGACGACGAGGCGCCAGAGGACUUUCGUAACGUCGAAUAGCACGGAACGCUAUCCUUUCUAACUAUUUAUAAUUAUUUCAAGAAAUUAAAAAAACGCACGCGCAUACCUCUCCACACACGCACACACACGAACACACGUGCACGCGCGCGCGCACGCACGCACACACACACACACACACACGAUCAUAUCGUUAAUAGGAAACAAAGCAACAUUUCUACAAAUGAGUCAAGAUCGAAUAACUUUACAAAUUUUUAUCCAUCAAUCGAUUUAACAAUUUAUCGUUUUAGCCAAUUUUUUACGCGAUAUUGAUGUCUUUUUAUUUUUUUCUUUUUUCUUUUUUUUUUUAACGUUUGUAAAAUUUACAAGAAACACGUUAGUUUCAUGCGUGUAUAUACGAUUUUAAUUUCUCUGAUUAUCACGCGUGUCGAUGAUUUUUAUCUAUAGUGUUUCAAACAUAUUUAUUUCGAAGAUAUAAAAAACGAAAUGGUGAAAAUUAUUUCGAAUUUUUAUUCUCGCACGCGUAUCUUCCGAUUCUGUUCGUUAUCGUGAUUGUUAUGUAAUCAGAGAGAGAUUUAAUCCUAUUAAUAAAACUAUAUAAAUGUGUCUUUCUUUCUUUUUUUUUCUUUUUUUCCUUUUUUUUUUUAUAUAAAAGUAUAGAGUAAGUUGAAAAUAAAAAUCAGGUUGUUGGGAUGCGGCCGAUCCCCUUCAUUAAUAAAUCGAGAUUUUAUAUUAAUCUAUCUCUUUAUGUAUAGAUUUAUUUCAUUUUUUCUCAUAUGUACUCAUAUAUUAUGUAUAGUGUAUACAUUGUUACUUCUUCAUUGGUGUUUCUCCUUUAACGACAAACUUCUUUACUUCUUCUUGUGCAUCUCUCUCUCUCUCUCUCUCUCUCUCUCUCUCUCUCUCUCUCUGUCACUCACUCAAGCUCUCUCUCUAAUCCCUCUCGCACGAUACACGAUCUUAUUCCACAAAAGCAUACAUAGUUGCAUUGACAAAUACUUGCUGAUCUCAUUGAUUAAACUCAAUUAAAAAAUACACAUUAGUCAACGGACGAACGAGUCAGGCGUGUUUCCUCAUAUUUUUCUUUUUUUCUUUGUCGAUUAUAAGAUUUCGAAAAUGAUCUAACGUAAUGUCGAACACGCCGAUCGUUUGUCGUUCGGUCGAUUUUCGUAAUUAAAAAAUGAUGUAACAAUCGAUGCACAUACGCUCGUAAAAAAAGAAAUCAGAUUAAAAUUGAUGACGCGCUCGCUCUACUGCCGAGAAAUCCGUCAAGUAAAUCCUUCUAAAAUUGCGAAUGUAAAUUUUUUUUCACGGUUAAAUGAUAUAACUACGUGUGCUUAUAUACAUAUACACACAUGUAUAUCGAUCGAUCGAUCGAUUGAUCGUUAGAACCUAUCGUUAGAUCGUGUCUUUGUUGGCAGUUUUCCCAACUUUGUCCUCGUCAAAACGAGAUUUUAGAAAAAUUGUGCCACGCGUACGUAUAAUGAUAAGAAAAUAAAAAAUACACAAAUCACGUAUAUAUAUAUGUACAUACAUACAUACAUACAUACAUGUGUGUGUGUGUGUGUGUGUGUGUAUACACAUAUGGACUUAUGUAAAGUUAAUUCGCAAGGUACACACAUGUUAAUUCUCGAUACGAUUACAAAUGCAAAGACUCAUGUACGAACGAGUAAUCAAUUAGGACUUUGACGAAGAUUCCUGUGGCACAUAGUUUCACAAUGAGUGAAUGGAAUUAUGUCUCAAAGAUCAUUUUCCAACAUUACCUAUGUUUUCUUUGUAUUUUUCUUAUUCUUUUUCCUUUUUUCUGGCAGUCACCGUAUUUUUUUUUACAAUGCAAUGCGACGAAAAGAGAGCGGUUUGCAUUUCGUCGAAUCGAGAAAAUGAAAUUUUGUUUACGCUCCAACAAAUUCAUUUAUAAUAAUCGAUUCGUUCACAUAAUUAAUUAAUAUGUAAUUAUCGUUAUUGUUAAUGCCUCUUAAAAAUCGUCAAUAAUUUUUUGUCAUAGAUGAUCGUAUAAUAAUUAUCUCUCUUUCUUCCUUUCUCUCUCUCUCUCUCUCUCUCUCUCUCUCUCUCUCUCUCUCUCUCUUUCUUUCCUUCAUACACGCAUAAACACGCAAAAACACACACGUGCAUUGUCUUUCUCUUUUAUUCUUUUUUUUUUAUAUGGGAUACCAGCCCGUUGAAAAAGGAAAAAGGAAAUAUGCUGGGUUGCAAAAAUUACUUAAUCUAUCGUAAAGAAAUCGAUCAAAGUUCGCGGUCAAUUUCCACUGGGUUGAGUCUCUCUUUCUGUUUCGUUAAACAUUCGCGAUAAAAAGGAACAAUAUAUCAUCACGCAUCGAAUUCACCCGACGCUUCUAAUAUUAGGUUAAAAAGCGGAACAAAUUGAUCUUGAAUAUAUAUAUAUAUAUAUAUAUAUAUAAAU
Messenger RNA from Vespula vulgaris, 5107 nucleotides. RefSeq names its product kelch-like protein 10. The record is from RefSeq and is a predicted model, not a curated record. The transcript has 9 exons. Gene Ontology annotation, molecular function: protein binding. The coding region runs from base 301 to 2727 and encodes 808 amino acids. Lineage: Eukaryota; Metazoa; Arthropoda; Insecta; Hymenoptera; Vespidae.